This is a messenger RNA of Sparassis crispa, 267 nucleotides long. RefSeq lists its product as hypothetical. NCBI's taxonomy places the organism in Eukaryota, Fungi, Basidiomycota, Agaricomycetes, Polyporales, Sparassidaceae. The transcript has a single exon. Bases 1 to 267 code for a protein of 88 amino acids. The record is from RefSeq and is a predicted model, not a curated record.
AUGGCGGUUCUUGACCUGCACCCACAGGGCAACCUUGCCUCCAUCUCCUGGACAACCACCGACAAGGCGCCCAUCAAGAGGCUCUCUGGUAGCAAGCACGAGAAACUGGUCGACGUCCUCGUGAAUAAUGUAGGCAUUAGCCUCGGGAUAAGUUCAGUCGUGAAGGGUAACGAGAGCACGAAGGCUCUCCAUGGGAGGCUGUUGAGCAUGGACCAGGCCGAGUGGGAGGCGGUCUAUCGCAUCAUUGUCGUCGGGUACGUCCUGUAG